Molecule: messenger RNA, 5201 nt
Organism: Phyllostomus discolor (pale spear-nosed bat)
Lineage: Eukaryota; Metazoa; Chordata; Mammalia; Chiroptera; Phyllostomidae
Gene: MINK1
Product: misshapen like kinase 1
Exons: 32
Coding region: 528-4442 (1304 amino acids)
Biological process (GO): protein phosphorylation
Molecular function (GO): ATP binding; protein kinase activity
Source: RefSeq, a predicted model, not a curated record
CACACGAAAGAGGAGGUAAAGGGAAGGAAAGGCGUCAAAGGAGAGCUAAGAAGAAAUGGGGGUGAGAAAGAGUAUAAAAUAGGGAAAGAGAAGGAAACGCCUGUGCGCACGCGCAACAGCUCGUGGGCGCGCUCCACGGCCUCCUCCGGCCGACGCCCACUUUUUUCAAGCCAGGCUCGCACGGUCGCUUAGUCCUCACGCGCGCCUUUCUUUAUCUCUCCUGCGCUUGCGCGCAGGUGUCGGUGCCUAGGGGGAGGGGGAACCCAACGCGUUCGCGUCACGUUCUCUGGUCUACCCUCCCAGCGCGCCGCCACUCUGCGCCUGCGCAGGAGAGUCGGGAGGCUCGGGUUGCAGGCUCCUGGGCUAUAGCUCCUGUCAGCUCGUGGGUCGGUCUUUCUGCCGGCCCUCCCCCUCCCCAGUGGUGUCCGCCCCUAGGAUCCCCCGAUGGGGGAGAAGUGGCGACGGCGGCAGCGGAGUAGCGGAGCAGGAGCGUGAGCGGCCCCGGGGCCCGAUUCCCCGCGGAGGCCAUGGGCGACCCAGCCCCCGCCCGCAGCUUGGACGACAUCGACCUGUCCGCCCUGCGGGACCCUGCUGGAAUCUUUGAGCUGGUAGAGGUGGUUGGCAAUGGAACCUACGGACAGGUGUACAAGGGUCGGCACGUCAAGACUGGGCAGCUGGCUGCCAUCAAGGUCAUGGAUGUCACGGAGGACGAGGAAGAGGAGAUCAAACAGGAGAUCAACAUGUUGAAAAAAUACUCUCACCACCGCAACAUUGCCACCUACUAUGGGGCCUUCAUCAAGAAGAGCCCCCCUGGAAAUGACGACCAGCUCUGGCUGGUGAUGGAGUUCUGUGGUGCUGGUUCCGUGACCGACCUGGUAAAGAACACAAAAGGGAACGCCCUGAAGGAGGACUGUAUCGCCUACAUCUGCAGGGAGAUUCUGCGGGGUCUGGCCCAUCUCCACGCCCACAAGGUGAUUCACCGAGACAUCAAGGGGCAGAACGUACUGCUGACGGAGAAUGCCGAGGUCAAGCUAGUGGAUUUUGGGGUGAGUGCUCAGUUGGACCGAACUGUGGGCAGGCGAAACACUUUCAUUGGGACCCCCUACUGGAUGGCACCGGAAGUCAUUGCCUGUGAUGAGAACCCUGAUGCCACCUACGAUUACAGGAGUGACAUUUGGUCUCUAGGAAUCACAGCCAUCGAGAUGGCAGAGGGAGCCCCUCCUCUCUGUGACAUGCAUCCCAUGCGAGCUCUCUUCCUCAUCCCUCGGAACCCGCCACCCAGGCUCAAGUCCAAGAAGUGGUCUAAGAAGUUCAUCGACUUCAUUGACACAUGUCUCAUCAAGACUUACCUGAGCCGCCCACCAACGGAGCAGCUGCUGAAGUUCCCCUUCAUCCGGGACCAGCCCACGGAGCGGCAGGUCCGCAUCCAGCUCAAGGACCACAUCGACCGGUCUCGGAAAAAGCGAGGCGAGAAAGAGGAGACAGAAUAUGAAUACAGCGGCAGCGAAGAGGAAGAUGACAGCCAUGGAGAGGAAGGCGAGCCAAGCUCCAUCAUGAACGUGCCCGGCGAGUCCACACUGCGCCGGGAAUUUCUCCGGCUCCAGCAAGAGAAUAAGAGUAACUCAGAGGCUUUAAAGCAGCAGCAGCAGCAGCUACAGCAGCAGCAGCAGCGAGAUCCUGAGGCACACAUCAAACACCUCCUGCACCAGCGGCAGCGCCGCAUUGAGGAGCAGAAGGAAGAGCGGCGGCGUGUUGAGGAGCAACAGCGGCGGGAAAGGGAGCAGCGAAAGCUGCAGGAGAAGGAGCAGCAACGGCGGCUGGAGGACAUGCAGGCCCUGAGGCGGGAGGAGGAGAGGCGGCAAGCCGAGCGGGAGCAGGAAUACAAGCGGAAGCAGCUGGAGGAGCAGCGGCAGUCAGAGCGUCUGCAGAGGCAACUGCAGCAGGAGCAUGCCUACCUCAAGUCUCUGCAGCAGCAGCAGCAGCAGCAGCAGCUUCAGAAGCAGCAGCAGCAGCAAGUUCUUCCUGGGGAUAGGAAGCCCCUGUACCAUUACAGUCGGGGCAUUAACCCCGCUGACAAGCCAGCCUGGGCCCGAGAGGUAGAAGAGAGAACAAGGAUGAACAAGCAGCAGAACUCUCCCUUGGCCAAGACCAAGCCAGGCGGCACAGGGCCUGAGCCCCCCAUCCCCCAGGCCUCCCCUGGACCCCCAGGGCCACUUUCCCAAACUCCUCCUAUGCAGAGGCCGGUGGAGCCCCAGGAGGGACCACACAAGAGCCUGGUGGCACACCGGGUCCCGCUGAAGCCAUAUGCAGCACCUGUACCCCGAUCCCAGUCCCUGCAGGACCAGCCUACCCGAAACCUGGCUGCCUUCCCAGCUUCUCAUGACCCCGACUCUGCUGCCCCCACGCCCACUGCCACGCCCAGUCCCCGAGGAGCUGUCAUCCGCCAGAAUUCAGACCCCACCUCGGAAGGGCCUGGCCCCAGCCCCAGCCCGAACCCCCCAGCCUGGGUCCGGCAAGAUAAUGAGGCCCCACCCAAGGUGCCUCAGAGGACCUCAUCUAUCGCCACUGCCCUUAACACCAGUGGGGCCGGAGGGUCUCGGCCAGCCCAGGCUGUUCGUGCCAGUAACCCCGACCUCAGAAGAAGUGACCCUGGCUGGGAGCGCUCGGACAGUGUCCUCCCCGGCUCUCAUGGGCACCUCCCCCAGGCCGGCUCUCUGGAGCGGAACCGUGUGGGAGCCUCUUCCAAACUGGACAGCUCCCCAGUGCUGUCCCCUGGAAACAAAGCCAAGCCUGAUGACCACCGCUCACGGCCAGGCCGGCCCGCAAGCUAUAAGCGAGCCAUUGGUGAGGAUUUCGUGUUGCUGAAGGAGCGGACCCUGGAUGAGGCCCCUCGGCCUCCCAAGAAGGCCAUGGACUACUCAUCAUCCAGCGAGGAGGUGGAGAGCAGUGAGGAUGAUGACGAGGAAAGCAAUGGCGAACCAUCAGAGGGCAGCAGAGACACCCCUGGGGCCCGCAGCGAUGGGGACACAGACAGCGUCAGCACCAUGGUGGUCCAUGACGUGGAGGAGAUGGCUGGGACCCAGACCCCCUAUGGGGGUGGUACCAUGGUGGUCCAGCGUACUCCGGAAGAGGAGCGAAGCCUGCUGCAUGCAGACAGCAAUGGCUACACAAACCUGCCAGAUGUGGUCCAGCCCAGCCACUCACCCACUGAGAGCAGCAAAGGUCAAAGCCCCCCGCUGAAGGAUGGAGGCAGUGAUUACCAGUCUCGUGGGCUGGUGAAGGCCCCUGGCAAGAGCUCCUUCACGAUGUUUGUGGACCUAGGCAUCUACCAGCCUGGAGGCAGCGGGGACACCAUACCCAUCACAGCCCUAGUGGGUGGAGAGGCCAGUCGGCUUGAUCAGUAUGACGUGCGGAAAGGCUCUGUGGUCAACGUGAACCCCACCAACACACGGGCCCACAGUGAAACCCCCGAGAUUCGAAAGUACAAGAAGCGAUUCAAUUCCGAGAUCCUCUGUGCAGCCCUGUGGGGUGUCAACCUGCUGGUGGGCACGGAGAACGGGCUGAUGUUGCUGGACCGAAGCGGGCAGGGCAAGGUGUAUGGACUCAUCGGGCGGCGGCGCUUCCAGCAAAUGGAUGUGCUGGAAGGACUCAACUUGCUCAUCACCAUCUCAGGGAAAAGGAACAAACUGCGGGUAUAUUACCUGUCCUGGCUUCGGAACAAGAUUCUGCACAAUGACCCAGAAGUGGAGAAGAAGCAGGGCUGGACCACCGUGGGGGACAUGGAGGGCUGCGGGCAUUACCGUGUUGUGAAAUACGAACGUAUUAAGUUCCUGGUCAUCGCCCUGAAGAAUUCCGUAGAGGUGUAUGCCUGGGCCCCCAAACCCUACCACAAAUUCAUGGCCUUCAAGUCCUUUGCUGACCUGCCUCACCGCCCUCUGCUGGUAGACCUGACAGUAGAGGAGGGACAGCGGCUCAAGGUCAUCUACGGCUCCAGCGCCGGCUUCCAUGCAGUAGAUGUCGACUCGGGGAACAGCUACGACAUCUACAUCCCUGUGCAUAUCCAGAGCCAGAUCACUCCCCACGCCAUCAUCUUCCUCCCCAACACCGACGGCAUGGAGAUGCUGCUGUGCUACGAGGACGAGGGCGUUUACGUCAACACGUACGGGCGGAUCAUUAAGGAUGUGGUGCUGCAGUGGGGAGAGAUGCCCACCUCUGUGGCCUACAUCUGCUCCAACCAGAUAAUGGGCUGGGGUGAGAAAGCCAUUGAGAUCCGCUCCGUGGAGACAGGCCACCUGGAUGGGGUCUUCAUGCACAAACGAGCUCAGAGGCUCAAGUUCCUGUGCGAGCGGAAUGACAAGGUAUUCUUUGCAUCAGUCCGCUCCGGGGGCAGCAGCCAAGUUUACUUUAUGACCCUGAACCGCAACUGCAUCAUGAACUGGUGACAGACCCUGGGUUGGGGCUCUCCCACAUGAGCCCAGCUCUCUCCCCACAGCCAGACUUCCCAGGCCGCCCUGCUUUCCCCUCCUUGGGCUUUUGCUUUUACUGAUUUGAUUCACUGGAGCCUGCUGGGAACGUGACCUCCGACCCCUGAUGCUUUUGUGAUCACGUGACCACCCUCUUCCCCAACAUGUUCUCUCCCCAAAACUGUGCCUGUCCCAUCUUCUGGGGAGAGGCACAGCUUCCGCUUACCAGGAACUGAGUGGGCCUAGCCCCAUCCCCCCUUUUCUCCACUAAUGAGGAGAGUGCUUGGGGCUUGGGCCCCAUAUCCCACUGCUGCUGACUGGGCAGGGCCCUGGGCCCCUUUAUUUGCACGUCAGGGGAGCCGGCUCCCCCCUUGAAUGUACCAGACCCUGGGGGGGUGUCACUGGGCCCUAGGUUUUGGGGGGGGUCACCAGCCACUCCAGGGGCAGGGACCAUUUCCUCAUUUUCUGAAAGCACUUUAAUGAUUCCCCUCCCCCCAAAUCCCAGGGAAUGGAAGGGGGACCCCGCCAGCCAAAACAUCUCCCCCUUUACAACCUCCAUCUCUUCUAGCCUCUGCCCUUCCCUGGUGGAGGGAGGGGGCAGGGAGCUCUCACCCUCCAUGCCCACUUGCUUGCAUCUGUAUAUAAUGUGAGCAGCAAGUAGCCCUGUUCCCUCCCUGCCCCCCCCUCAUUGUAGUGGCCUUGGACAUCCCGUUUGUUAAUAAAGACAAUUCAACCAGC